Lactuca sativa (garden lettuce) is the source of this 2264-nucleotide messenger RNA. RefSeq lists its product as uncharacterized. The record is from RefSeq and is a predicted model, not a curated record. Lineage: Eukaryota; Viridiplantae; Streptophyta; Magnoliopsida; Asterales; Asteraceae. Gene Ontology annotation, biological process: gene silencing by siRNA-directed DNA methylation.
CUCAAUCAAGCACUUCUUUCUUUCUUGUUUGGAAGAAAGCAACAAUUCCCAUUACUACUCCAUUACCAGUGAUUAUCAUAUUCUCAAAACUCACAGAAUCAUGCCUCAACAAUCUCUGGCUAUAGAUCUCCGCUCACUAAAAUCUGCUUUACAAUUUCUUCAAAAACUUUGCAGCUCUGUUUGAGAGAAAACUUCUGCAUCAUCACUGCACAAAACCAAAUGAUCUUAACUUAGGGUUUUGGUUCAUACUUUUGAAUCCUACUGCUUCAAACUUCUCGAAACUUUCAGGUGUAUGAUGACUCAUCAAAGAGGAGAGACGAUGGAUAGUGAUCCUGCAUUUGAUGAAUAUAAGUGCAGGUAUUACAAGGAGUUGACCCUCGGUCUGUUCAAAGUGAAGGUUUCAGAAAAGGUGUAUAAAUGUCCAUAUUGCCCCCAGAGCAGAGAAUACAGUUAUGAUGACCUCUGUAGGCAUGCAUCUCGAAUAACAAAAGAAUCAAAAAGCGCUGGUUUAAAAGAAAAGGGGAAGCAUAUGGGACUUUUAGAGUUUCUAGAGAGGGAUAUAAAGCCUUCUGAGUCAACCAGUCAAAUCUGGUCAAAUCCUCAUAUGGACUUGGAAGCUCUCUUUGAAGAAACGAGAAAAAGAAGUAAAGAACUUAUAAGAAGGACAGAUUCUGAUAUAUCUUUUAUAAUUCAACAGAAAGAAAUGAUCAGCAACAACUUUAAUAGAGAUCUUAAAAUCUUGCAAGAGAUGGCAAACAAGAAAAUCAAAAAGAUUAUCACUGAGCAUGAACAUAGCAAAAUGAAUGAAUUGGCAGGUUUGGAGCAGCAGAAUGCAGAUGAUAGGAUGUUGAAGUUGGUAGAUGAUCAAAAGAGAGAAAUAGAAAAACUUCAUCACCAAAUGAUCGAGCUUCAGAAGAAGCUUAAUGCUACAAAAGAGUUGGAAUUGGAGAUUAAUCAGAUGAAGGAAGCCAUUCAAGUGAAACACAUGAAAAAUGAGGAUUUUGAAGCAAACAAGAAAAUUGACCUCAAGACUCUUAUCGAAUUUGAAAUGGAAGAAGAAGUGAAAAAUUCAAAUCUUCUUUUGGGAUUAAAAACUAUCUCAGAAGAAAAGAGAAAAAGAAGCGAAAAAAUUCAAUGUGAAAUAAGUAGGACAGAUUCACUUAUGGCUUCUGUUAUGAAACAGAAAGAAAUGAUGAUCGAGGACUUCAAUAUGAUGAUUAAGAGCUACAAUAAAGAACAUAAAAUGACACAAGAGAUGACAAAUGAGCAGCUUAAAAAGAUUAACACUGAGUAUGAAAAAAGCAAAUUGCAUCUGGAAGAACGUGAAAAGGAACUGAAAGCAUGUGAAGCUAGAAACAAAAGUGAGAAAAAGAAGCUUGAAAAUGAGAUGAAAAUGAAGAAGGAAGAUGAUAGAAUACUGAAGCUGGCUGAAAAUCACAAGAAAGAAAUGGAAAAACUUGAGGAAAAAAUCAUGGAGCUUGAGAAGAAGGUUGAAGGUAAACAGGAAUUGGAAGAGGAGAUGAAAGAGAUGAAAGCAGCAAUGGAAGCAAUGGAGGAGAAGAGUAGUGAUGAGAAUGUAGAAGCAGAGAACAAGUCUGAAGAUCUGAAAGAAAAAGAAGAAGAAUUGAAGAGGUUGGAAGAGCUUCAAGAAGCCUUGAUUGUCAAUCAUAGACUUAGCAAUGAUGAAUUACAAGAUGCUCGCCAACAAUUAAUUUCUGGUUUGGAAGACAAUUGCAUUGGUGUUCGUGCACAUAAUGUUCGUAUAGGUGUGAAAAGAAUGGGGGAGCUUGAUGCAAAGCCUUUGAUUGCUUCUGCUAAAAGACGAUGUUUAAGCGAAGAGGAUACAGCCAAGUUUAUAUCUUUGUGGGAAGAUCGUCUCAGGGAUCCAAAUUGGCAUCCAUUCAAGGUCAUCGCCAUUGGAGAAGGGGAAUCCAAGGAAAUGGUGGAUGAAGAAGAUGAGAAUAUUGGCAUGUUGAAGGCUGAAUGCGAUGAGGAUGUAUAUGAUGCGGUUGUGAAAGCCCUAAAUGAGAUGAAUGAGUACAAUCCAAGUGGCAGAUAUCCAUUGGCUGAGCUUUGGAACAACAAAGAGAAAAGAAAGGCGACAUUGAAAGAAGGGGUGGAAUUUAUUCUCAGGCAAUGGAGAAUAUACAAAAACUUGAAACGAGAUUGAAGAGGACCACAAUUUAUUAUUUAUUGCAUAUUUCAACAAUUAAACACGUUACUUAAGGGGCUAAAAGAAGAAAUAAAAAUUUACAGUUUGUUUA